GUGACCGACCCAGUCCCUUAUUUCCUGGAUCUUUAUUUUCCCACACAAAAAGAUUGAAUCUUUUUCCCCAUCCCGGUGAGGGGAAGAGGAAAAAGCUGUGGAAACAAUGGAGGAGACGUUCAGAGUAGGGAGGUCAUUGGAGGGGACUCCCACGUGGUCAGUGGCUUCAGUCAUCACAGUCAUGGUUUUCGUUUGCUUGUUUGUGGAACGCUCCAUUUUCCGGUUUGGAAGGUGGUUGAAGGAGACUAGGAGGAAGGCUCUUUAUGCUUCUUUGGAGAAGAUAAAGGAAGAAUUGAUGUUGCUAGGGCUUAUUUCUUUGUUGCUGGGGCAAUGGGCAAGGUGGAUUACUCAAAUUUGUGUCAGCUCCUCUCUCUUCAGCAGUAAAUUCUACAUUUGCUCAGAAGAGGAUUAUGGCACCUCCCAAACUGUUCAAUUCACAAAGUCCUGGAUAUUGUCAAAUAACACUGAUAUUUCUUCCAAGGAAACUAGCCAAUCAUUUCCACAUCCUCAAUGUGGAGAGGGCCGGGAACCUUUUGUUUCCACUGAGGGCCUUGAACAGCUUCAUCGCUUCCUGUUCGUUCUUGCCAUCACUCAUGUUCUGUAUAGCUGCAUUGCAGUGGGCUUGUCUAUGAGCAAGAUAUACAGUUGGAGGAAAUGGGAAAAUCAAGUUAGCAUUGGGGCUGAGAUGAACUUACAAGCAAAGGUUAAAGUGAUGAGGCGACAAUCCACUUUUGCUCUGCAUCAUGCAUCACAUCCAUGGAGUCGAAGUCGAGUUCUAAUCUGGAUGCUAUGCUUUUUAAGGCAAUUCAGGAGUUCCAUUCAUAAGUCAGAUUACUUAGCGUUGCGAUUGGGUUUUAUCACUAAUCACAAACUUCCAUUCUCCUAUAAUUUCCACAAAUAUAUGGUCCGUAGCAUGGAAGAUGAAUUUUACGAAAUCGUGGGGAUCAGCUGGCCACUUUGGGGUUAUGCUAUCAUUUGCAUCUUUGUAAACAUUCACGGUAAAGAGUUCGUUUUUUGGAAUGCAACUCGACAUUUUUUGGUAUUUGAACCUUCAAAUUUCACUGUGAUAUAUGAUGCAGGUCUUAAUAUCUACUUCUGGCUUUCUUUUAUACCUGUCAUUCUUGUCAUGGUGGUCGGGACAAAACUCCAACAUGUUGUGUCCUUGUUAGCGCUUGAAAUUGCAGAGCCAAAAGGUCCACUUAUCGGAACUCAAGUUAAGCCACGAGAUGGACUGUUUUGGUUUGGAAAACCAGAGAUAUUGUUACGCUUAAUUCAGUUUAUAUCCUUCCAGAAUGCUUUUGAGAUGGCUACGUUCAUCUGGUCCCUGUGGGGAUUCCAGGAUCGAUCUUGUUUCAUGAAAAAUCAUGCGAUGAUCUCCAUCCGCUUGACUUCAGGGGUUCUUGUCCAACUAUGGUGUAGCUACAGCACUGUUCCUUUGAAUGUCAUCAUCUCACAGAUGGGCUCUCGUUGCAGAAAGGCUUUGAUAGCUGAAAGUGUCAGGGAAUCACUCCACAGCUGGUGCAAGAGAGUUAGACAGAAAUCCAAGCGCGGCACCUUGACUACUAGAUCUGUAUGUUCGCUUGAAUCGACAGUCGAUGAAAGGGACGAGGUAACCACCGUGGCGUCUCUUACGUUGUCUCCGUGUUCCUCUUCGCGCUCCCUAAACGCUCUGGACGAGGAUGGCGACCCAACUGUACAUCCGGACCAACUAGAACAUGAUUUCCCCUUUAGGGAAGAACAUGGUGCAGAAGACAAUGUUAAUGACACUGAGGAAGGCAGGCCUGAGACCCUUCUUCAAUUGUUUCAGAAGACUUGAAAUAUUUGGCAUUCUGCGAUUCCUACUUGUCCUUAACAAUAUGACUGUAAGUAGUUUGAUCUGUUGUAAUAGUUCACAUAGUCGUUCAAUUAACCAUAUUAAUAAAUGAAAAUUUAC
Ipomoea triloba (trilobed morning glory) is the source of this 1933-nucleotide messenger RNA. Its product is annotated as MLO-like protein 4. The transcript is spliced from 14 exons. The record is from RefSeq and is a predicted model, not a curated record. Gene Ontology annotation, cellular component: membrane. The coding region runs from base 107 to 1816 and encodes 569 amino acids. NCBI's taxonomy places the organism in Eukaryota, Viridiplantae, Streptophyta, Magnoliopsida, Solanales, Convolvulaceae. Gene Ontology annotation, biological process: defense response.